Limulus polyphemus (Atlantic horseshoe crab) is the source of this 7952-nucleotide messenger RNA. Its product is annotated as rab-like protein 6. Gene Ontology annotation, cellular component: nucleus; cytosol. Bases 3959 to 6097 code for a protein of 712 amino acids. Gene Ontology annotation, molecular function: GTP binding. NCBI's taxonomy places the organism in Eukaryota, Metazoa, Arthropoda, Merostomata, Xiphosura, Limulidae. The record is from RefSeq and is a predicted model, not a curated record. The transcript is spliced from 17 exons.
UGUUACGAUCUAGUGCUUGGUUUCAAACAUUUUUUCUUCUUUAGUGUGUUUUGUAAAUAUUCAGUUACUGAUUUUUGCAUCUCAAAGUAUUGUUUAUAAUCCACUGUCAAGUUGGAUUUCUUUAUUUGAUUGUGAUUUCUGUUUCUCACUCAAUUACUAGUAGUCAGUCAGUAUUUAUGAAUUCACAACUUAGUAUUACGAUUACAAUGGCUGCAGAUGUGGCAUUAUUGGUGGAAGAAGUGUCAGACUUUGUUCAUUGAGAGACGGCUUCAUUCAUGCAGGCCAAGGAUCUCCUUGUCUACAAGCAAUUCUGCCAUUACCUGAGAACUUAGAUCAGGAGGAUGUGGACUUGAACAGCCCCCCCCCUCCCUCCCUUUCUUUGCUGUGCAGGCAUGUUCUCAGCCUGUUGAAGCACCUAGACCUCAGUCACCAUUUUUAGACUUGAUAUCACAGGUAUGUUGUGUUUUGUAUUUGUCACCCAUGUCAUUUGAUCCUUCCCCUUUCUUAUUAACUGCAGCACCUAGUUUUGUGUUUUAAAUCCACCCCCUGACUAAUAUUGGGUUCUAUACCAAAUGUUUUCCACAUCAAUUACAUUCAGGGGUUAGUAUGCCAUGCUACCCAUGUUUUGCAGAGGCUCAUGAAAUUGCAUAUCAUUGUUCAGCAAACCCUUGGGACAUUUGAGUUUUGUCAGAAGGACUCUUUCUCCUUUUCCUCUCAUAUUCUGCCUUAUCCCCUGUUCCAGUUCCUUUCCCCUCCUCAAGAUCCCAUUUCUCACCAGUGUCUCACAAAAGUGGUUCAAGACUUUCUUAUUAAGGGUACCAUCAAACAGGUUUUACCUGUGCUUCCAGGAUUCUAUUCCUGAUUUUUUUCGGUCCCAAGAGGACUGGGUAUCGGUAUCCUGUUUUUGAACUCUUCCAUCUGAAUCACUUCUUCAAUGUGCCUCAGUUUACCAAUGAAUCCUACCUGUCUCCCAGAUGUUCCUUUCCUCCAUGGCUUUGGAUGAUGAGAUCCAGUAUGUCCAAUGCUUAUCUUCACAUCCUUAUCACUUGGGCUUCACGUCAUUAUCUAUGUUUUGUCCACACACAAGCAACUUCUCAUCAGAGAAGCUGCUUGGGUGGGUUGAAUUAUCAAAGUGGAGAAGUCCGUUAUCCAUCCCCACCCAAUAUCUUGUUCUUUUAUCAACUGACAUCUGAGUCAAGCCCAGCCUUCUCCUAUUUGUUUGUGAGCCUUAGAGUUUUCAGUUCAGAGGGCACUAUCAACACCUUCUUUUCCUGAGUGAGAGGUUCUGUCUCUUUUGUGUUCCUUGCAGUGGGUACUACAAGAUCAGUGACACCUCAUCAGGGACCCUCUGGAUUUACAGAUAUCUCUUCCUGCUUCCCUUCAGUCUGACUUCCUCUGGUGAUUAGACAGGGACAACAUGACAGUGGGGUUAUUUAUUCCUCCUCCAUGUCUUCACAUAUGCCUCCUUAUAACUCCUUGCUGUUUGUUGAGUGAUGGUUCAAUUUCUGUCAUCUCUGCAUGGCAUGACAGUUAUGAUUCAUUAUGACAACUUGAUGGUUGUCUCUUACAUCACCUGACAAGGGGGCACUCAAUCCUAUUCCUUAUAUUCCCAUACUGUAGAGAUCCUUUUCUGGGCUCACUGCCAUCAACUUCAUUUGUUGGCUUGUCAUAUACUGGGUGCUCUCAACCUUGUUAUGGUUUGUCUGUCCCAUCCUGACACAAUUGUACUCAUGGAGUGGUCCUUUGACCCCCAGGUAUUCUGAUGGCUAUGUUUUCAGUUGGGUACUCCCCAGCCAUAUGCAUAUGUCACUCCAUUGAAUACCCAACUUUGUUUCUUUCGGUCCCCAGUUCCACAUCCUUUGGCUUUGGCCGUGGAUACAUUCAGCCAGGAUUGAAGGACCUUUUCCUUUAUACAUACCCUCCCAUCUGUCUUCUACCCCUAAGUAACUUCUCUCAUCCAAUCCACUCUGUGUGGAGUCCUUCUUUUGGUUCAUUUCUGGCCAGCUCAACAUUAGUUUCUAUCCCUGUCCUUCCUCCAAUAACUACCUCCACUACCACUCCCUUUCUUGUGGUCCCUCCUCCAGCAACCUCACUCAGGGGUGCAUCAUCCUUCUGUUCCCACACUCCAGCUUCAUGCAUGAUUUUUGUCAGGUCCAUUGCGAGGGGUUUGGGACAAUCCAUGUGUGUAGCAUCCUUGUUGUCUCACUCUGUCCAUUUUUCAUUUUUGUGUAUAAACAUCAGUGAAGUAUAUUCCAUCAUUGGUCUAUCCAACAUGGAUUUUUUACAUGGUUGAUUAACACGAGUCUGUCCAUUUCAACCAUUGUGGGCUUUAGGGCAGCCCUGUCAUCUGCUUUUUGUUUUUCUCAUUUUUGCUGUGUAUUUUCCUCUCCAGUUAUUUCCCUUUUAUUUCAGUCAAAGUGUCUCCAUUGUCCUUGUUCUACCAGUCAAUCGCCAGACUGGAAUGUAAAUGUUGUUUUCCAUGCCCUUUCCAUUCCUCCCUUCAAACCGAUAGGCUUAUGUUCCUUAUAUUACCUUUCCUUGAAAAUGUAUUUACCUUUUCUUUUGGCUUGUGAUCACUGCUGGUUAAACUUGUUCACCAUCGAUGUUCACUGCAUUUUGUACCACAAAACCUGUGUCCUUUUACAUCCUGUAUGUUUCUUCCUUCCCAAAACAUCAGCUGCUCAAGAAGGCAGUUUUGCCUUCACCUCUGUUUCCCUUCUUUCCAUAUCCCAAAUUUACUCUUGCUCUGAGCUGGUUCGUCUCCUGUGUCUAGUCCAUACUUUACAGUGUUAAGUGUUGUGAACAUCACUCUUCCAUGGCUUUCACUCCCUUUCUCCUGAAUCUUGACAAUUGUUCUGUGUUUUAUCCCAUCAGAUCCUUGGCUGCUCAUUUCCAUUGUCCUCUGGAGGAGAUUAUCCAGGCCGGCAUGUAGACCACUCCCCACACCUUUGUGUCAUGCAUCUUGUACCACCUGGAAUUUCCUUCUCAGCUGGAUAUCGCCUUCCUUCUGUAGCCAUUCUCAAUAUGUCGGUACAAAUCUGAGUGAGUAAGUUAUUUUUGUGUAAUUUUUUCUAUCUAUUUUACAGUUUGGACCUAUGGCUGGGAACCCUUCCUCCUACCACCACCUGGGUGUCAGUUCCUGGGCAACUGUUUUUGGUUGGGGCUGUACCAGCCAACAUAAGUCCUCACAUGUGAGUUUAUUGGGAGCUUUCUCCUACAAUGAACUGAAUGUUUACAUCCUAAAAUGCAAUUGAUGUUGAACUGGAAUUGACCCUCCACGUUGCAAUUGCAAUUUCCUGAUGUCAUCCAGAUGUACAUUUCAGGGAUUUUUUGCUGCAGGUUAUGCUGGAUUUGACAACAUGAUGAUUUAGGUUCUUGAAAUGGAGGCUCCUCUUUCCUUCUGGUUCCUAGAUCUGAGGAGAAUGGUUGAGGACCUUCCUCCUAUCAUGGACCAGUCGAGUUCCUUCUGGUAUCAUGGGUCUGGAUUGGAGUUGGUCUCCUGCUUAUGAUCUGACAUGCAUUCCUCUUCCUUGGGGAUUUGGAAUUAUUGUCUCGUUCCACCCUUUGAUUGUGACACCACACCAGUUGGCUUGACAUGGGCAAAGAGUAUACAUGGUUCAGACGUGGUGCAGUCUCCCACUAGUGUGUUUUCUCUCCAUAGAGAGGGCACACUCUAUGGGUACUCUUCAGAUGCUUUUUGAAGGAUGCUAUUCUAGGUAAUUUUAUGCUGGUCCCUUCACCUGUGCAGUAUGAGAUUCUAGCUGUUACUGGUGGAGGAUAGUUGUAUGCAAACUUGCAUGCUUAAAUGCAGCUGAACCAUGUGGUAUAUAUGUGGAAUUAGGUGGGAGUUUUAAGUUUAUGGCAAGUGAAAAUUCUAUAGGGCAGUCAAAUUGAGAAUAGCUGUAACUGUGAGAGGAGAGUUAGCUGAUAUGGACUGAAAACACAUGGAAUAUUGAAGAUGUUUACAGCUUUAAAAAAAUUAGUUGGAAACAAUGAAAACUCAAACAAACCACAGCCUCCACCUGGCAUGCAAGCCAUGGGGCAGAGCUUGCAGAGGAAGUUUGCAAAAGGAGUCCAGUAUAAUAUGAAAAUUAUUAUUAAGGGAGACAGAAAUGUAGGAAAGACAUGUCUUUAUCUUCGAUUGCAAGGAGAAGCUUUUAAAGAGGAAUAUAUACCUUCAGAAGAGAUUCAAGUGGCCAGUAUCCACUGGAACUACAAGGCCACAGAUGACAUUGUGAAAGUAGAGGUAUGGGAUGUUGUUGAUAAGGGAAAAAAAAGAAAGAAGAUUGAAGGCUUAAAGCUUGACAAUCAAAUAACAGAUGCUCCUGAAGAAGCAGCCUUGGAUGCUGAAUUCAUUGAUGUAUAUAAAGGAACUCAUGGAGUCAUCAUGAUGUUGGACAUUACCAAACAUUGGACGUUUGACUAUGUGCAGCGAGAACUUCCAAAAGUGCCAACAAAUAUUCCUGUCCUGGUACUAGCAAACCACAGGGAUAUGGGACAUCAUCGAACAGUAACUGAAGACCAAGUUCGAUUUUAUGUUGAUAGUUUGGAAAGGCCUCCUGGAAGUGCAGCAGUUCGUUAUGCUGAAUCCUCAAUGAGAAAUGGAUUUGGUCUGAAGUUUCUUCACAAAUUUUGCAAUCUCCCUUUCUUAGAACUUCAGAGAGAGACACUAGUGAGACAGCUAGAAGUUAAUUCCCAGGAGAUAGAAACUACUGUGGAAGAACUAGAUGUUCUGCAAGAAUCAGAAGAACAGAAUUAUGACUUGUUUUUGGAUGCUUUAAUAAGCAAACGAAGACAAAUGGCAGAAUCUCAAGCACCCAAAUUAUCAGAACUGUCAUCUCCCACCUCACCUUUCCAGGUUAAUGGGCCUUUUUCUUCAGUUUCUUCCUCAUUAAAUGUUUCAAACACGUCAACAACUUCAACAUCACAGUCACAUGCUAGUAUGCAGACAAAGACCAGAAGUAGCUCCGUCCCGAAUGCUUUGGAUCAGCAAUCACCAUCAGAUAUGUCAAGAUCACCCACAGUUCCCACCUGUCUAGGAAAUUCAGGAUCAUCCAUAGAAAUUCCUGUAAAUGAACAACCAAAACAAGGUGGUUUUAUGUCACGGUUUUUUAACAAAUCUCCAGCAAGUGCCAAAGAUGAAAAUAAACCAGCUCCAUCACCAGAACCCCCUCCAGUUGUCAGAGCUUCUGAGAAACCAUUUGAAAAAGUAGAGGAUUUCAUUCUUGAGAGCAAUGUAGAUCAGUCUUUCAAAUCUUUUUUAGAAGACACAAACCAAUCCACUUCUGAAGUGGAUUACUGUGUAACAUCUGUUCAAGAACACAGUGACAGUGACAGUGAGGAUGGGGGUGGUAAUCCAAUGGUGGCUGGAUUUCAAGAUGAAUUGGAUCCUGAAGACAUUGUAACUCAUCCCAUCAAUGAGGUGAUCCAUGAAGAAGAUGAUGAGGAAGAUGAAGAACCAACUUAUAAAAAUGUUAAGAAUGGGAAAAAAGAACAUAACUUCUGUGUAAUUACUACAACACAAGAAACAGUAUCGGGAGAUGAACCUGAUCUAGGUCCAGCAUUGAUACCAUCUCAACUAAAUAUAACAUCUGCUCAUCCCAAGAAAGAGGAUAAUGUAGGUGAGCACAAUGGAAUUCUGUCUCCCUCCAGUGAUGAUCUAUCACCUUCUCAUCAGCCUGAAGUAACUCAGUUUGUUCGGUUAGAGAAUGAAGACUUGAGUAUUUUUGAAAAAGGAUAUGGAAUUUGUUAUGCAAGUCCAAGUAACCCUUCAAGUAUUCCAAGUCGGUCUUCCCCUAGUGCAACUCCUGAGGGAUCUGAAGCAGUUAGUGAGGACUCAAGUUCAACGAAACCUAAAAAACAUAAAGAUAAGAGCAGAAGUGAAGAAAAGCACCAUAAGAAGUCCCAUAAGCAUAAAAAGCAGAGAGAAAAAGAUAAGCCUGAGAAGAAGGAUACAAAGAAGAAAAAGAAAAAGCAUCAAAAGAGCUCAGGUGGUGACUUGGAUGAUUCAUCUGAUCUUGAUAGACUGGAGGAAUUUCUUGGAUCAAAUGGGCGAGUUCCAGAAGGCAAAGAAGCCAGUAUUUAUGAAGAAUUAUGAAAAGUAUCAAAGCUUUGAAAUGCCCUCCAAAUUGUUCAGAUGUGUAAACAGGUAUUCUGUGAUGUUGUAGUUUUGUUGCUGAGAAGGUAUUGAUUGUGUGGAAGAAAACAUUCAGUAUAAAUGUAUCCUUGUGAGUAAAAAGACCUGUUACAACACCUCCUAAGGUUUGAAGAAUAGUGGUCUUGAACAAAUUAAUGUAUACUUAUUCAUUAAUUAGGAAACAAGAAGUAACUAUUUCUGAAGUGUUUUGAGUUCUUUUUUUUAUUAUUUCAUUGACAUUUCAAUAUACUAAAAAUGCUACUAGUUUAUUGAGAUCUUUACUCAGAUAAUGAACAAAGCCAGAUGUGUGAGUUGUUUACUUAUUACUUGUUUACAUAUUAAGCUGAUAACUUUCCCAGAAGUUAAAGAAAGAUAUGUAGUUGAGCAGAAAAUAAUUAAAGUUUUUUAUUUACUUUCAUGGUCCUUGAAGCUGUAGAAUGAUGUGAGUGAAAAUUAUCAAUGGCAUAGCCAGAAAAUGAUGAAGUACAUUUUGCUGCUGAGCUGUAGAAUAGAAUUCAUGUACUAAAAUGCUUAAUAGUAAUAACAGAUAACAAGCAUUAAAACAUUGAGGGGAAAGUGAAGGAUUUGCCCUCAUCCUAGUCUUUAACUAUGGUAGUUAUGAAGGCUUAACUUUGAAGUGAUGCAGAAGUAGCCAGAAAUAUACUCAUUUCAUUUUGUAUUGUUCUUAUGGGAUAGGUAUAGCUAUAGAAAAGAGUGAGGGGAGAUAAUCAGCAGAAAGGUUAUGAAUGUUCCAAUUUUUUGCUAAAUUAUAUAAUAUUUAUGGUUGAAAUACCAAAGAAGCACUGUUAUCAAUGGCACCACUUCUAACAAGUCAGAAACUGAGCAGUCCGUUUUUGUAAAGAAUGACUUGCUAAAAUUUAUAAAAAGUUAUUUUAUAAAGUAUGCUCUAAAGUUAUAAUAGUUUGGGCAACUGACUUAAUAUAGUUUACAGCUCCAAUCUCGGUACCAAAAAAUACAAGUUAAAUUUUUAUAUAUAUUAAUAUUUCUUAAAGAAACAUCAUGUUCCAUGUUUUGAAACUAGUGAUACUUAACAAGUAAAUGUAAAUUUCAUUUUUAUUUUUUCUUGGAUAUUUCUGAUGGUCUGAUGUCAACUUUUGUGAUUAAACAUUUAUGAAGAUAUCUUUGUGUAUUUGAAAGUACGCCAGUAGUUUGACACUUUGUAAUAAGUUUCUUGUCUUAUGGAACCAGUAAUAUUUUAAAUCUUUGAUACCUAUUUACAUAUUUCAUAAAUAUCUAAACUUGUGAUUGUGUUUAGUAUAUAUGGUACUGAAAGCUCUCAUAAUGUAAAUUUAUUUGUUUAAUUUUUAUUAAGUUGUUUUUUUCAGUAGCUACUAGAUUUCUACAUGAUGUUUGUUGCCACAAGCAUUAAACCCUUUAUUUGUAAUACAGAUAUAUUUAUAAUAUUUUAAAUUUCUAUACAGUAUCUCUGCACUUUACUUUGCAGUUGCUUUCUGAGAGCUAAUAAGUUUCUGCUCUGCACUUACUAGUAACAUCCUAUGGUGGGUCAGUGUUAACUUUACAGACUUACAUCACUAAAAUCUAAGGUUUGAUUCCCUACAAAGGACAGAGAUCAGAUAGCCUACACACUAGGCUCAAAAAACAACUUGCCACUAACAUUACAGCUGUACAGUUUAUUUGUUGUGUAUCUUCACAGAAUAUCUCAAAUACCUAUUUGAUGUCAUAUGGAUAUCUUAAGUUUUGAGAUAAUAUGCAAGUAAAUAUAUGUGGUUUAGGGAAAUUGUAUGUUGGUUUCCUGUUAAGAUCUUAAAUAAAUAUUUAUAUGAUUUCUGUUCAA